This is a messenger RNA of Linum trigynum, 2933 nucleotides long. The record is from the annotation of a GenBank genome assembly. NCBI's taxonomy places the organism in Eukaryota, Viridiplantae, Streptophyta, Magnoliopsida, Malpighiales, Linaceae.
UUCCAACUCAUUUUUACAAUUAAAUAAAUAAAACAUAAAAAUUUGUUAUAAUUAUCAAAUUGAAAAGAGGGCGCUGAAGAAGCCGGAUCCGAAUCGAAAUUGUUGGGUUGGGCUUUGUGUGUCCUUUAAGCCUGUUAUUGAGUUCUAGGAUUCGUUACGUUUGUUAGAUAGUUUUUAGUCCAAAUAAUUCAGUUUACUUGGUCAAUGUUUACGUUAGAGAGAGGUCUGUUAGCUGCUGCUGAAUUUUAGGAUAGUGGGAUAGAGGAUCAGCUGUUGUUUGGUGGUGAGAGGUGAGUACGAGGGAAACUGAUUAUAUUUAAUCAUUUUGUUGGUCUUUCAAUAAAGUUUGGUCAGUUUGCCCAUUUUUGAGCCUUCAGGAAUCGGAGACUUUCUCAAGCAAUUCGUGUGGGUACGUCGGAGGAAAACGACGACGGCGGUGGGUAUACCGGGGCUCCGUAGUCUCUGCUCUUCUCACCAUUGUGAAAUCCGAUUUGAGGCUUGAUUUGAGGGGUUUCAGAAUUAAGUAAAAGAAGCCAACGAGAAGAAGAAGGAAGUAAGCGGAAGAAGAUGCAGUGGUGGAAAUAGAUCCUUCACUUUGAUUUCUGGGACUCAGGGCAAUGAAGCUUGAAGCAAAAUAGAGCACGAGCUAUUCAAGUUGUGAAGACGAAGACUUGUUUUGUGAAGGCGGUCUAGGAAAGCAAGAAGCUGGGCGUCAAUGGCUGGAGCGCGGCUGAGCCUGCGAGGAUUAUUUUUGAGUGACUAUUCGCUGUCGCAGCAGAGACUCGAAGAACGGACGGGCAGGAAUUCCGAUUCCGAUUCCGAGUUCUCUGCGAAUAUGGAGAUCUUGGUAUCCGGGAGUAUUUCUCGAGGAAGGGAAAAAUUAAAUUUCAAUUUUAUAAUUAUAAUAAUUUUUAUUGUGAAAAUGAGCUGGAAUUAUUAAAUAUUUUAUUUACUAUUUUUUAAGUGCCACGUCACUUAGUUAACGGUCAACUUUUAGAGUUGACUGCCACAUCACACAAAGUUAACGGAAUUGGACGGAGAGUGACCAACAUUUGUUUGGACUAAUAACAAAAAGGUAAUUUUGUCCAUCUCUAUUCAAAAGUUUGCAAGUUUACUCCAGUCAGCACGCCAUGUUAUCAACAAAUAAUAAUAAAAAAUUAAUAAACCAAAUCAAUUAUACCCAAUCAAACAAAACUCAACCCCACCCAAAAAUUAUACCCAAUAAAAUUAUAAACACAUUUCGGAACAAACUCAAAUUUGUUUCCCCUUUCUGUAACCCUAAUCCGAAAAUUAUCCUCAUACCCCAAUGAGUUAAUCCAGUCCGUCAAACUUCUUCGCCUCGGUCAAAUAUGGCUUCAUGUGAAACAGACCUGCAGUUUAUUAGGGUCCGUCAUGCCGUAAUUAAACCAAUUACUGAAAAGGUUUAAUACACUUGUAUAUCCAAAAGUAUCACGGUUGUGCCAAUAAUAUCCAAAAAACCGGAAAUACCACUUAUAUCCAUGUUUUAAAGUUGUUCUUUGCCAAAUCUAUCCAUCUCCGUUAAAUGCUUUGACGGCGUUACUAACUCUGUCAACAUAGCUGACGGCAAGCUGAUUGUACGCCAACUAUGCAGACACGUAAGCGCCACCUACGCCAAAAGUGCCACGUAAGAGUGAAUUAAAAAAUAAUAAUUUUUUUUUAAAAAAAAACCUCAUCCCACAUAUUACCAAUGACGACGAACAACGAGGUUGCUCUGAAAUCCCUUUCUCCUUUCGUUUUUUAGGGUUCGCACCCUGGCGGCGAUAAAAUCUCCUCCUGCCGACUGAGGCUCCUCCAGGCGAUUUAAGAUCCUCCCGCCGACUGUAUAUACUCCCUGAGAUUGAAGAUCCUCCCGCCGAGUGAAGGUUUCGGAUUCGUGGUUUCUGGCGAUUUGGCGACUCCUGCGAUUCUGGCGGAUUUGGCGAUUGGCGAUCGGCGACCCAGAUUCACGACAAAAGCGAUUUGCAGACCCAGAUUUCCAUUUGUCGUAGGUGAUUAACUUCUUUGUUGAUUCUCGUCUCUGCAUUUGAAUUUAGUCGACGUUUCGCCAUGUCGAAGAGAUGUUCUUCUUCAACUUCGACACAAGGUCAUGGGGUGGUACUUUGCAAACACAACGUGGCUUGUGUGGUUAAUACCUCUAGUACGGAAAUGAACCCAGGCAGACAGUUCUAUGGGUGCCGAUAUUGGAAGAACGAGAAAAAGACAUGCGGUUUCUUUAGGUGGGUACAUUGGAUGGUUGAUGAAGUGGAUGAAGAAACCUCUACAAUUGGGAGUUCUCAGCUGAAGCUCGAGGAUAAUUUGCGGAUAGCCGAGUCGAAAGCGGAAAGGAGGAAGAAGGAGAAUAGAAUUUUGGUUGAAGAGUUGUCAAGGUUGAUGAAGACUCAAGAAGUUAUGCUGGCUGAAGGAAGGAGAUUGGCUCAUGACAUCCGUCUCAUCCGAUAUCAUUUCACAGUGGUUGUUGUAGUGAAUUUCAUAUUGCUUGUUCUUUUGUGGCAACACCUUGUUAUGUAGAAGUAGUUCUAUUGUACUAGGUUUGCUUCCAUGAGAAAGGUGAUUGUUGUAUCUUAGAUGAGAUGUUAAACACAAGGGAGUUGUGCCAGCACCAUGUUUGCUGUCAAUUGUAGUUGUUGUAGUUUAUGAGCUUCGAAUUUGAUAUGCUAGACACAAGGUAGUUGUGUUAUCUUUCUCCUUUUGAGUUAAAUAGUUUAAGUUGUUGUAGUUGAUGACCUUCCAAACAUGAGCUCCAAUCUGAUAUGCUAAAUAGCUGUUCAUUACACUGGAGUCUAAGAUUAUGAAGCAUAACAGUCAGCUCCAAUCCGAGAUGCUAAAUGGCUGCUCAUUACACUGGAGUCUAAGAUUAUGAAGCAUAACAGUCAGCUCCAAUCUGAGAUGCUAAAUACAUAUUCAUUACAGAG